Messenger RNA from Acanthochromis polyacanthus (spiny chromis), 3036 nucleotides. RefSeq names its product F-box only protein 30-like. The record is from RefSeq and is a predicted model, not a curated record. NCBI's taxonomy places the organism in Eukaryota, Metazoa, Chordata, Actinopteri, Pomacentridae. The transcript has 3 exons. Bases 196 to 2436 code for a protein of 746 amino acids. Gene Ontology annotation, molecular function: ubiquitin protein ligase activity; protein binding; zinc ion binding.
CAGGAGGCUGAGUGAGCAGAGAUGCAAGUAGCCCUGCUAUCAUUAGCAGUUUCGCUACUGAGGUAACUCCAGUUAACAGCCGGCGUUUGCUGUGUUUUUACAUUUUUAAAACAACCAAACCAGUCGUACCACGCGUUUUCCUGCCAGCACGACGACCAGUCACUCCAGAACCUUUCCACUCCCUGAGCGCUGAAGAUGGAGGAGGACCAUGUUCACUGCAUGUCCUGUAUCAACCAGAGAUGCACGGUCAGACCUGAACCAGGGGUUUCCUGUGACCUUGUCAACUGUCCCUUGGUGUGUGGGGCCGUAUUUCACUCCUGCAAAGGUGAUGAGCACCAGCUCAUGUGUCCGCUGAUGAGGAUUCCCUGCCUGAACAGUGGCUAUGGCUGCCCUGCCACCAUGGUGCGCAAUCAGAUGUACGCCCACCUGGAAGUGUGUCCAGCUGGAGUGGUGUGCUGCACUAUGGAGUGGAACAGAUGGCCUGUUAGCUGCCUGGACUACACUUCCUAUGAGAGCCUGAGCCGUGGGGUGGAGGAGGUGGAGCAGCUGGACAUGGCACUCGCUCUACAGGACCAGCGUACACUGCUGGAGUCCCUCAAGGUGAUUGCAAUGGCACCUACGGCCGAAGGAGGGCCGCUUGUUCCUGUUAGUAAUCAGAACAGGGCAACACACUCAGCUAUGCUAGCAUCUGCUUCUACCGAGUCACCUUCACAGUCCUCACAUCAGCCACAACCGCCACCACCAGGGUCGGCAAAAGAGAAAAUUCUUAGUGGAAUUAAUGGCUUGAACGAGGAGCACUAUAGCAAACUGUACGAGGCCACAGUGGAGACUGCAAGAAGCUUAGCUGCAGCUUUGGACUUUGUUAGCAAUGCUGGCUCCAGUGAAAGCAACACAGAGUGUGUGAACAGAGGAGCUGCUGUGCAGAGACGGAGACUUAGCGGCAGUGGAGACCUUCAGAAUGGUCUGGAAGACAAAAUGAUUGUAGAUGCUGAUGGUUUGCACACAAGAGACAUGAUGGAGCAAAGUGUUUGCUCGAGUUGUUUGAAUGGAAAUGGGCCUCUGAAAGGAGCAGAUGUAAAGGUGAUAAACACAGCCAAUGGGCCGUUGUCAGGAGCAACAGCCUGUCCUGUUGAGGUGCAAGAUAAUGACAUGGAUGUUUCUCAGGAGCCAGUGUCCCCUCAAAUGACAUCUCCAGUGCCUAUCGGCCAGGCUGUGGCUCAGAGGGCUGGUCAUGUGGUCCUGGAAGACAGAGGGCAAGUUCUUACUGAUAACUAUGCACCUGAGAGAAAGUUCCACAGCUACCAGUUUUUCAGAGGCCAGGGCCAAUGUUCAUUAUCCAAUGGACGGAUAGGUAUUAUGCCAGACAGGUCACUAUGCAGAGUUCGACCAGAAAUGGAGGACAAGGCAGCGGAUACCUCAGACUUAGAGCAGGAUGACGAUCCAAUGGGUCUAGGUGAGAUUGAUCUGAUCACAGCAGCCCUACUUUUCUGCUUAGAAGAGUCCAGAGAGUGUCGAAGGAUCUCUGACACAGUCUAUGUCGACGGUUACCAUGUUGACUUUGGCACACAGACCUUUACAUUUCCUGCUGCGAUUUUGGUGACCAACACAAGAGUCGGUGACAUGGCGUCUGCGUCUGCCUGUGACCACGCUGCCCCUCAGCUCACCUACCCCAGCCCUUUCCGCACUCUCCGCCUCGGCCUGGUCCUGGAAGCCCUGGAGGUCGAGGCCGUGCCGCAUAACCGCUACCUCCCUCCUAACCCCCGCUACCAGCACAUGUUCCCCUUCGUCUGCGGUCAGUCAUUUCGCCGGGACCAGUUUUCUUCCCAUUUCACAAAUGUCCACGGCGACAUUCACGCAGGUCUCAACGGUUGGAUGGAGCAACGCUGCCCUCUGGCGUAUUACGGUUGCACGUUUUCCCAGCGGAGGUUUUACCCGUCCGCUAAGGGGGCCAAGGUGGUUCAUGACAGGCACCUCAGGUCCUUUGGGGUUCAGCUUUGCCCAAAGGUUAACCCUCCAAGUGACUCCCAGCCUGACCAAUUUAGCGGGCUGCCCAUUGAGAUACUGUGGCACAUAACGGGGUUCCUGGACAGCUUCAGCUUGUGCCAGCUGUCGUUGGUGUCACGAACUAUGAGGGAGGUGUGCGCCAGUCUCCUCCAGACCAGGGGCAUAGUGGAGGUGCAGUGGGAACAAAGACAACGCCCCGGUUCUCAUGGCACUGUGUCGUGGCAGAUGAAGAACACGGUGUGGCGAUUCAGCACUGCCUUCAGCCCCGUGACGUCGUGGGGCUUCACCGAUGUCCCCAGCAUGUCGGACCACCUUAAGAAGUGCCAGUUCAACGUGGUGGAGCACAAGACGGAGCCGAUACCCCUCCCUGCCAUGUGCACCGCACGAGAUGGACUCUCACUGCGUCGCGUCCUGCGCCACGUUAACACCUGACCAAACGAGGCCGACCUCUCCCAGCUGCACGAGAUUCACUGUGUUAUUCUGUGGACGUUGCAAUUACAGAUUUUCAGUUUGGAAAUAAAUGAACUCUUCCUGCAUUACGCUAUAUUAUGAAGAAGCCUUAAUGAAAUAACACUUUACCUGCCAGCGCUGUUGGUGCAAGUGGUCCAAGUGGAAAAAUGAAUAAAUUAAGCACUCGGCUUUGCAUGGAUUUGUGCUGAAAAUGUGCCCUUUACCUUUUACGACAAAGUAUAUUUUCUUGAAGACAAAUAUGCACAGCAGAUUUCUAUUAUUCUAUAUGAUGUACUAAAGUGGAAUUUCAAUGUGUUCACUAUUCUGCCUUUCACUAGUAGCCAUGGGGAAAAGCACAUUGUUGGUUAAUUGCAUUAUUUCUGUGUAUCAGAAGUUCUGCCAGCACUUUGCACAAUAUUUACUAAUCAGUCAGUUUACAGUGACCCUAAAUUAUGUGUUUUUCUCUGAUCCCUGCAGAACGUGAAUAUGUAAGAUAUCAGGACGUGAGUCGAAACAGAUGGAAACCCCCAAAAUGCAUGUAACUUGCUACCAUUUAAUAAAGAAUUUACAGCUUUUUGCAUA